Molecule: messenger RNA, 27591 nt
Organism: Plasmodium reichenowi
Lineage: Eukaryota; Apicomplexa; Aconoidasida; Haemosporida; Plasmodiidae
Exons: 1
Coding region: 1-27591 (9196 amino acids)
Source: RefSeq, a predicted model, not a curated record
AUGAAUGAAUAUAAUAGCAAAAAUGUUGUUGUGGAUAAGCCUAUUAAAAAUGAUGAGGAUAUAAAUGGUUUAUAUGAUAUAUUCAAAAAUGUGAGUAAUAAUAAUGAUAUUUUUAAUAAUGAUGAUUAUAUUUUAAAAGAAUUAUAUCCUUUAAUAAAAAAUGUUAUAGGAGAUAAUAAGAAUAUUUGUUACCAUUAUAACAAAUCAUUUAUGUUAAAAAGAUGGUGUUUCAAAAUUUUAUAUACAUUAAUAAAUAAAAUGAAGGAUAUGAAUUUGUUUCUUGAUAUUUUUAAUAUGUGUUCAAAACUAAUUAUAAGAGAGAAUGAGAUGAAUUGUCUGAGUUGUAUUAAAAUAAUCAAUGUAAUCAUUGAAGAAAAUAAAAAUAAUUUGAACAUGUUUGACAUAGAUACUUAUAUAAAUGUGAUAUGUCUAUCUAUUUUGAAUAAUUUUUAUAAGAGAAUAAUAUAUAAGGUAAAGAAGGGAAAAUUCCUCAAGUCUUCAAUUAGUAUAUAUAUAAAAAAAAAAACAAGAAAAAAACAAAAAAUUGAAAAAGAAAAUGAAAAAGAAAAGGAAAAUAAGAAUAUAAUUUAUUUCCAAAAUAAAAAAAGAGAGAGAGAUAUUUUAAACAGUAAAGAUUCUAUCAAAGUAAUCAAAGAAAUCGUAUUAUCUGUUCUUUUGAUAAUACGUAUAUAUCCGAAUGUUAUAAAUAAUGUUGGGAAGUACUUAAAUAUAUUAUGUAAAAUAUUAUCUAUAAUUAAUAUAUACGAUUUUAAAUUAGAAUCCUCCUUUUUUAUUGAGACAAUUGUCGAAGCGAAUAAUUAUUAUUCUAAUAAUAAAAAUGAUACAACUCAAAAGAAUAAUAAGCCCAUUCUGAAUAUUAUUAAAAAUGUUUUUUAUUAUCAAUAUAUAAAUGAAUCUCAUAAUAUCGAGCAUAAAAAAGAAUGUAAGACUAACUAUUUAAUAAGUAUACCUUCCAAAAUAGACAAGAAUAAAUGUUCUCCUCUUGUAUGUAAUAAUAAAAGUGAUGACUUUGAUAAAAAUGGUAACCUUCAUCUUAUGUUUCAUGAAAUGUCUCAGGAUAUGAAUAAGAACAAAAUGUAUGAUGGUUCCCAUUUUGAUCGUAAUCAUAAUGCAGCUUUGGUAAAUAAAUUAGAAUGUUUUAAUAAAAACACAAAUGAUUGUAUUUGUUUGGAGUUGGAGGGUAUUAAUAGACAAGAACUUAAUGAGAAACAAAAAAAGAAAAACAAAAAAAAAACUGAAGAGAUUAAAGGGGUUGUAAAAGGUGAUGUAAAAGGUGAUACAAAAGGUGAUGUAAAAGGUGAUACAAAAGAUGAUGUAAAAGAUGAUAUAAAAGGUGAUGUAAAAGGUGAUGUAAAAGAUGAUGUAAAAUAUAAUGUUAAAGAUGAUGUUAACCAUGUAGACAAUUUUGUUAAUAACAAGAUAAACAAUAGUUCUUAUGCUAAUAAAUUAUUAUAUAAUAAUAAUUGUUUGUAUUAUGAGAAAUAUAAAUGGUAUGAUAUAAAGAAUAUUAUUAAUAUAAAAUGUUGUGAAAAGAGAAAAUUUUGUAAACAUGUUAAUUAUAACAUGUAUGAAGUUGAUACAAAUAAACAUAUGGACUUAUUAAGUUUACAAAAUGGUAUUAUUUAUAUGAUUUGUUAUUUAUUAAUGGAAGAUAAAAAAAAUAAAUUUUGUCAUUAUAAAGAGUUUGUAAUAAAGAAAGUUAUAUAUAUGUUAAUUAAUAAUCAACAUGAUUAUAUUGAAAAAAAAAAGGAAUUUAUUGAAAAUAUCCGUAUGUUUUUACAUAAUAGUUUCGAUGAACAAAUGAAAUAUUACAUUUCCUUUUUUUUAAAUCCGUUUUUAUAUAAUAAAAGGAAUUAUAUAUAUAUAAAUAAGAAAAGCUUAUUAAAUAUAUAUAUAUUUUCUUUAAUCCAUGAUAUGUUAUUAUAUUAUAAAAAUAAAAAUGUUUGGAAUUAUGAUACAAUUAAUUUAUGUAUAAGUAAUUUUGUCGAUGUACUUAUGCAUAAACAAGCAUAUAUAUAUAUUCAAAAUGUUUGUAUAAAUAUGUUUGUAUAUAUAAUUAAUAUAUUAUUUAUGAUUAAGAAGAGAAAUGCAAACUUCUUUUCAUUAUAUUUUCUUAUAUUGAAUAUCAUGAUGAAUAAAUGUGAAUCUUUAAAGGAAGAAAUUUAUAACAAGAUAUAUAGGCGCAUACAAAGGUUAAGAAGAAUAUCAUAUAAUAGUAAGGAGCAGGAGAAAAGAAUAAAUAAAAGAAAAGAAAAAGAAAAUACUAAAUUUUAUAUCGAUGAUAAAAAAAAGAUACUAUGUAAUAAUUAUUAUAGUGAUUGUACCUAUGAUACAAAUCGUUUUGUAAAAAGAAGUAUAAUAAAAAAUCUAAAUGCAUAUAAAAGGAGUAGUAUUAUUAUUAGUAAUAAUAUUUGUAGUAAUAUUUGUAGUAAUAUUAAAUAUGUAUCCCUUAGUCGUGAUAAAAAAUUUAGUCAUUCGAAAAAUGCUUUAAAUUUAAAAAAUAAUAAAGAAUAUAGGAAGGCUAAUAAUACUUUGUAUAUUAUUAAAAAGAGGAAUUACGAUAAAAUGUAUCAUGUACUUAUAGAAUAUAAAUAUAUCUUAUAUGCUCUUCAGGUGUGUAUAAAAUAUAAUAUAUAUUAUAUAUAUAUAUAUUUUAAUCAAGAUAUUAUAAAUAAUAAUACCUCGAAUGAGUUAAUACAACAAGGAGGAGAUGAUAUAAAAACAUAUGUUUUAAGAAAUGAUAAUAUAACUAAAAACGAUAAAACUGCUCAGAAUCAAAAUCAUCUUAAUAAUAAUACGAAUUACAAAUUGAAUAUUAGAAAGACAAAGAACCGAACUAAAUAUAAUUACGAAAAAGCUCAUAAUAUAUGUAAUAUGAAUAUAACAAAGGUAGAAAAUAAAAAUAAUAAUAUUAUAAGUAAAGCAAUUAGAAAGGAAAAAAAUACUAAGGCAAAUAACAUAAAUUCAAACCAUCGAUUGAUUAAUAAAAAUAAUAAUAAUAAAAAUAAUAAAAAUAAAAAAUGUAAAACAACUAAUGGAGGUGAUUUGCUAAAUAGCUCAAGUGUAUGUUCCAUUUCACAUUGUCAGAAUAAUCAAACCCAAAACAAUAAUACCGAAAUUGAUGAAGUCAUAAAUGUACAAUUAAACAAAUGUAAAAAAACAUUUGAUAAUUCUAAUAAUAUAUUUGAUGAAGGUUAUACCUUUUUGUGUAAGACCAAAGAAUCGAAUAUACCAAGAGAGAGUAUAAAAAAUUUGAAUAAUGAAUAUAUUCCUAAAGAGGAAUUUAUUUUGAACCAAAAUAUGAAUGAAUUAAAUAAUAGUGAUAAGAAUGUUUGUUAUAAAAAAGAUUUUAAGGAUGAAGAAAAAGAUAUAUACACACCAUAUAACUUUUUUAAUAAUAGUAAUAAUUUGUUUAUUAAUAAUGAUUUUGUUGAAAACGAUUUAAAUUAUUAUGUAAAUUAUUAUAAUAAAGAAAAUCAAGAAAAGUUAAAUAAUAUUAUAAAUUGUAAUAAUCUAAAUAAUAUACAUUCUUCGGAUGUUUUACAUCUCUUGCCUUUUUUUGAUAAUAAUGAUGGUUUUGAAUAUGUGAAAAAUUUGAAUACAAAGAAGAAUGAUAUAAAUAUAUCUUAUCAUGACAAAACAAUGAUGGAAAAUAAAAUAAUGAAUGGAUAUAUAUCUGAUGUAAAUACAAAUAAUAAUAUAAAUGUAAAUUAUUCGAAAGAUGUGUCCCUUAAUAAUAAUGAAAAUAAUAUUAAUAAAAAAUUUAUGAAUGAUAUGAGUAGUAAUAUUUCAAUAAUACAUACCUUAUGUGGUAAGAAAGAUUUACAUCAUGAGGAUACAAAGAUAGAACAGGAUAAGCAAUGUAAUGAUCAUGAAUAUUUUGAAGAUAUGUAUAGUAUAGAAGAUAUCAAUAUAAAUGCUUCAAAGAAAUUGUUUCUCUUUUCUUAUGAUAUGAAGGAUAUAUGGAUAAAGAAAAUAUAUAAACUUUUUUAUAACAUGAUAGUUUGUUUAAUAUUGUAUCACCAUAGUUUUUGUUAUAUAACAAUGAACAUUUUUAGAAAGAAAUAUUUUGAAAAUGGUGAGAAGAUUGGGUGUGAUGUCAAUAUGACUUAUGGGUAUAAUAAAAACGAUGAUAUUAAUAAAAAUAUUAAUGAGGAUAUUAAUAAAAAUAUUAAUGAGGAUAUUAAUAAAAACAUUAAUGAGGAUAUUAAUAAAAACAUUAAUGAGGAUAUUAAUAAAAAUAUUAAUGAGGAUAACAAUAAAAAUAUUAAUGAGGAUAACAAGAAAAAUAUUAAUGAGGAUAACAAUAACUAUAAUAUUAUUAACAAUAAUGCGCAUAAUUACCAAAAUGAACAUAAUUUAUCUUAUGUUGAAUCGAAUAAUUACCCAAAUGAACAUAAUUUAUUUUAUGUUGAACCGAAUAAUUACCCAAAUGAACAUAAUUUAUUUUAUGUUGAACCGAAUAAUUACCCCUUAAAAAUUAAAAGACAAAACAUAAAAUCCAAAAUCAAAAGUAAAUUUUAUGAAUGCCUUCUUUAUAUUAAAGAAGAAGAAAAAAUUUUAUUUUAUAUGUGUGCAGAUAUAAUUAUAUAUCUAAGUCGAAAUAAUUUUUACGAUUUUAUAAAUUAUUCCAUUGAUGUUUUAUAUAAAUUAUUAUUCCAAUAUCCUCAAAUUUUUUAUAUCUUUCAUUUGUUGGCAUCUUUAAAACACACCAGUGUUAUAUUUUCCAAGGUAUGUUUAAAUUAUUUAAUAAAAAAAUUUAAAAAUUAUUUACAUAUAAAAAAUAAACUGAAUCCACUACUUUAUUACAAUCAUGAUGUUAGAAUGAAAUUGGAAGGUGAUAUAUAUAAAAAAAUGUUUAAAUAUAAAUAUAUGUCUCCAUAUGAAUGCCUAUUAAGUACAAGUACCUCUUCUAAGGUUAAAAAAUGUAAUAUAAUUGAUUUACAUAAAAAAAAUAAUAAAAUAAAAUAUGAUGAUACUACUUGUUGUACGAGACAAAAAUUGUAUGAUGGAAAAUAUGAAUAUAAUAAUGUAAUUAACCUACCAUAUUGUAAUGACGAAAAAAUAAAGUCAACUUAUAAUAAUGUGAACGAUUGUUAUAAUAAUAAAAAGAGACAUAAAAAAAUUAAUAAAAAUAUAAAAAAUUUAUUACCAUCCUUAACAUAUACAAACAUAUCAAAACAUUAUUUUUAUCAGAAGAGCUUUAAAAAAUGUAAUAUAAAUAUGAAAGAUUUUAAUAAAUAUAUUAAAAUUAAGAAAGCAAAAAAAAAGUUUCAUAUUUGUGGUGACUAUUUUAAUUUUCCUAUUUUUGAAGAAUAUAUAAUUAAAAAGGAAAUUAAGCGAGAAAAUGGAAAAGAACUUAUAUCUCCAUAUAAGGACUUACAUAAUCUUUAUUUCAAUAAAUGUUUUAAUGAUGAACCCUUGAAUGAACUAAAAAUUAAGGAGAAUGAAUAUAUGAACAAAAAUGAUAAAUGGUUGCAUAACAUGAUGAUCUGUUUAAAAGAAAUAAAAAAAAAGAGAAAUAAGCAGUUUUUUUUUCAUGAUUUAUCAAAGCGUGAUUUUUUGAAUUCCAAAAAUUUUGUUUUAAGCAAAAAGCGUAUUAAUAUUAAUAUUAAUAAUGGGUUAUUUAAGGAUGAAAUGUGUUGUUUAAAUAGAUGUCAUAAUAAAAAAAUAAUAAAUCAUAAUAAAUUAUCAUUCUUAAAAUUGAAUAAAUAUAAAGUAACACAUUUUUUGUCUGAUGAUGAAUAUAUUAGAAAUAGAAAUAAUCAUUCAGAUAAAUGCUAUAAUAACAAAAAUAAAUGUAUGUAUCACCCAUUAUAUAACAAUUAUAAUGAUGUUCAUGAAAAUAUGCUUUCACAUAAGUCGAAUUUAUUUAAUAAUACUUAUAAUAUAUAUUGGUCCCACAACGAAUUAAAUAUUAGAAUGAUUUAUUUUUUUUUGCAUUACAUCAAAUUUUACCAGUAUGAAAAUAUGAAUUUCUUGAAAGAGCUAGAUAUGAUAUGUAAAAUAUGUUUAGAUUUAAUAUUAAAGGAUUAUAAUUGUAUUGAAUUAAUUAAUUUAUUAAAAUAUAUAUUUGAAACGAUCUGUUAUAUAAAUAUUUCCACUGGUUUAAUGAAAAGCAAAAAAGAGAAGAAACAAGAUGAUAAUAAUAAAAAAAAAAAACAAAAAAUAAAUGAUGAAUAUUAUAAUAUAAAUCCUACAGAAUAUAUGAAUAAAAAAUCUAAACAUGGUGGUGUUAUAAUAGAAAAUUACUUGAAAAAUACAAAUCAUAAGAAGAUCCCAGAAGUAAAGAAAAAUAUCAACCAUGUGAACAAUGAUGGUAUAACAAAUUUGAAUGACAAUAAUAUAAAGUGUGAUAAUUAUAAUAGUUUAUAUUAUAGCAAUAAAAAUGUAUACAGCAAUAUAAGCAAUUCUUUGAAUACUUAUGGUAUUAACGAAAAAUUUGAAGAAGAUAAAUGUACUAUUAAAAAUGACAAUUCUUUUGAUACGAAUAAAGAAAGUUAUAACCCUAAUGUAGGUAAUCAAAAAGAUAUUUAUUCUUACAGAAGUAUUGAUAAGGAUGAUAAAAAUAUGUGUUAUAUAAAUACAAGCUAUAUAAUACAUGAUUUCUUAAAAUGGUUUGAAAAUGUACAUUUUGAAGUACCCAAAGUAGUGAGAACAUUAUUGUGUGAAUUAUGUUUACAGUUGCCAGUAAAUUAUUUUUUGAAAGAUCAUUUUAAUAUUUAUGUAAAAUCUUUAUUAAUUUGUUUAAAAUCGAAAAACCUGCACAUUAUAAGUGUUGCAUUAAAAUGUAUCGAAGAUAUUAUGUGUCAUACAAAUAAUAAUAGUUUAAAGGGUAUUAUAUGUUCGUCCAUAUUUUUUAAUAAUAAAAAUAAAAAGAAAUCUUACAUUUUUACAAAAUUGCUGAAUUUGUUAAAAAAAAAUAAUAUAUACUAUACAUCACAUCAAUUUGAUUUUAAUAAAAUAUAUUUUGAAAAAAAUAAUUUACUACAAUAUUCUUAUUAUGAUAAGAUAAUAUUUGAAAAGGAAAUGAAUUUGUUUCAAUAUAAUUUUAUGCAUCCAUAUUAUGAAAAAAUAUUACCUGAACAAGCAAGGAAAAAAAAAAAAAUUAUACAAAUAAAUUCUGAACAUGUUAAUAAUUUUUAUAAAGUUUUAAGAAUAUGUGAAAAAUUUAUUGGACAGCAUGGAACAUUGAAUAAUAAUUUGAGGGAAAUGGAUUAUAAGAAUUUUGGAGAAUCCUUUAUAAGGAUAGGUUUUUUGUUAAAAAAGGAAACAAGUAUAAAUAAGAAUAAUGUACAAAUUGAAGAUACGCAAAGAAAAAAUGUCGUUGAUAAUUAUAAUUUAUAUGAUGUAAUGAGUAAACCGAAUGAGGAUACAAUAAUAAUGGAUGGACAAAAAACAGAUACGAAUGAAUACACGAAAGAUAAUAAUAAUAAUAAUAAUAAUUUAAAUAUAAAUGAUUUGGAUAAUAAUAAUAUUAGUAGUAACAAUGCAUAUACAUUUUAUUAUACAACUAGAGAUAAUACUCAUACAUUUAAUGAUAAUAAUUAUGAAUAUAAAUUACAACACUUGAAUUUAGAAGAGACACUAAAUUAUUGUUAUAAGAUUUUAAAAAAUUUUAUAAAGAAUAAUAAGAGCAAAUAUUUAUAUUAUAAUGACCAUUAUAAAAUGAAUAUAUUAAGAAAUAAUGGAACGAGUUAUUUGAUUAAUGAAAUGGUACAGGAAAAACUAGAUAGCGAAAUUAACAUGAAACGAGGUUUAAGAAAUGAGGAGAACGUACCACGUAUUUUUAAUUUUAAUAAUAGUAAUGUUUUAAAAAAGAGAAAGUUUAAUAAUAAUGGGAUUAAUAAUAGGAGACAAAAUAAAAAAUUAAAAGGAAACACAGCAAAAAGUAUUAAUAUUAAUGGUAAUAAUAUUAAUAUUAAUUAUGAUAAUUAUGAUGAAAAUGUAGUUGAUGUAGUACAUCUAAAUGAGCUGGAAGAACAAAAUUGUUUGGAAAAUGAAAGAAAAAGUAAUAAUGAACAUAAUAAUAAUAAUAAUAAUAAUAAUAAUAAUAAUAAUUUUUAUUAUAAGGAUAAUAAAAAAAUAUAUAAUAUAGACAAUUCAAAUAAUUAUUAUCAAAAUAAUAAAAGGUUUAGUGAAAAGAAUAAAUAUAAAUAUUUCCAUGGAAGUGAUAUUUGCUUGAAUUGUAUUAACACAGAACAAAGAAUCCAUUGUUAUAGAAUCGUCAUUUCUAUAUUUAUUUUCCUUUUAAAUCAUUCCAGGUGCAUAUCAGAAUAUUAUAAAUAUAUGAUAGAUGUCGGUUUAAGGAAUGAUGAUUUUAUAAAAAAUCAAAGUGCUACUAGUAAAAAAACCAAAAAAGAAUCUGUACAUGUUGAUAUGAAUAAGACGGAUGAAGAAGGGUUUUAUGAGAAAGAUCCUAAUGUUAGAGGAAACAAAAAAAAUGAAUUAUUAUGUGAAAAUGUAAAAGUAACAUGUGAAGAAAAUUAUCAAGACGAUGGUAAUAAAUCCAUAAAUGGACAAAAUAAUAUAUGUUUGAAUAAUAAAAUCGGAGAUUUUAUAGUAAGCAGGAAUAAGAAAAAGAAGAAGAAUAAAUAUAUAUAUUCCUUUCAGUCAUGUUCAUGUAAAAAAUAUAUAUAUAAAUAUAAUUUUCUAUGUAAUAAUUAUGAAAAGGAUAAUAUAAAAAAAUUGAUGUAUUGCUUUCUAAUUAUGGUCAUAGAAAUUAACCAUAUAUUAAAUAAGGCAAAAAGGAGUUGUAGGAAUAGUUUUAUAAUUAAUAAAAAUAGAGAAAAUAUAGAAAAGAAUAUUAGUCAUGAUAAGAUGAACUUAUGUGCUGAUAAGGAUAUAAUAAUAAAUAAUGAUAAAUGGGAACAUAUGAAUUCACAUUAUAGUAUAUGUAAUGAUAAAAAUUGGGCCUAUAAAUUAAAAUAUUUCGUAAAAAAUAUUAUUAGAAGGAUAUCUUUGAUAUUAGCUAAUCGUUAUAUACUAAGAAAGGAUUUAAAUUUAAUAUAUAUAAAAAAUCAUAACAACGAAAUGGAUGUAUCUAAAUUUAUUUUCAGCAUGUGUAAUAUAAUUGAAUACGAUCCAUGUUUUAUACAAAUGAGUUUGGAUGGUUUAAAUAUAAUUGAAAAAAUUAUAAGGAGUUUAUUAAAAGUGCAAGCUGUAAAUAUUAAGGAUUGUUUGAAAUCACCAUUUUUUUGUGAUAUAUGUGAAUGUAUAUUAAAUAUAUGUCGAAAUAAUAAAAUGAAAAAGAAGAUUUUUGGAUUAUUAUUAUUUAUAAAAGUAUUAAGAAUUAUUCCUCCUUAUUGGAUUGAAUACAAUAUAUACGAGAUGAUAGAUACUUUAUUAACUUGUUAUGAGAAGAGUAAUAUAUUAAUAUAUGAUAAAAUAAUACCACGUCUUAUUGAAGAAUGUUUUUGUUUAUUAUUAUCCUCUUUAUUUAUUGGAUAUGUUGGAGAUAUGAAUAUAUAUAUUUUAAAAAACAUGAUGCAAAACCAUGAGAAUGUGUAUCCGAUGGAUGAAGAGGAAUAUAUAGAUACUACAAAGGAUAAAAAUAUUUGUAAUACUGAGAGUAAGAAUUAUUAUGAUAAAUAUAAUAUAUGUGUACGAAACAUGGACGAGGAUAAAAUCUUAAGGUAUGUCCAAGAUAAAAUCCUUAGAAAUAUGAAGGGUAAAUGUGAUUUAUUCCAUAAUUUUCUACACAAAAGGGAGUUAAAUAAAAAUAGGGACGAUACAAAUAAUAAUAAUAUAUAUGAUUCGUGUGGGUAUAAAAAAAAAUUUUAUUUAAAAUGUUCCAAUUUUUGGUAUAGUAAGGAUGAAAUAUAUACUUGGAAUGUUUUAACGGGUAAGGAGAAAAAUCGAAGAAAUAAAAAAGAGAUAUCAAAAAUGGGAAGGAUGUUAUAUAAUAUAUUAAAUAUGUGUAUUAAGUGUUUAUAUAAAGACAACAACAAAAGCAACCAUAAUAAUAAUAAUAAUAAUAAUAAUAAUAAUAAUAUUUAUAAUAAUAAUAAUAUUUAUAAUAAUAUUUAUAAUAAUAAUAAUAUUUAUAAUAAUAAUAUUUAUAAUAAUAAUUAUAUUAGUUAUUAUAAUAAUUAUAAUUAUUAUUAUUACAAUAGAGUAUUUAUAAAAAAGUGCUUUAUUAUAAUAUCAAAAAUAUUAGGAACAAAUAUAAAUGAUUUAUUAUUAAUGAAAAAUAAAUUAUCCUUAGAAACGUUAUUAUUUAAAUAUUUUAGCUUAUCUAAUUUUACAAAAUUCUCCUUAAAAUUAAAAAUAUCUUAUUUAGAUUAUUUAUGUUUUUUUUUAAAUGAAAGACCAAGUAUAAAAUUUGACGAGAAUAAUAUUAGUAACCUAAUUAUUAUUAUUCUUAAUAUUAUUGAAGAUAUUGAAAAGAAGGAUCAAAGAAAAUAUAAAUAUAUUUAUAAUAUUUCAAGUAACAAAAAUAAGAGUAUGAAUAAUAAUAUGAAUUCAUAUGUACACUGCGCAAAUAGAAAUAAUUAUGCUUAUAAUAGUAUAUAUUUAGAUUUAAUAUAUGAUAAAGAACAAAAUGUGGAUUACACUUCUAUAAAAAAAAAAAAUAAUGACGAUGGUGGUGAUGAUCAUAGAAAUAAGAAUAUAUGUAAAAAUAAUCGUAAUAGAAAACAUAAUAAAUCCAUUUUUUAUAAUAAUGUAGAUAAGGAUUAUUUAAAAAAGGAAGACCUUUUUGUAGGUUCUCGAGUUCCGGUUGAAGCUAAUAAUAAUGUAUUAUUAAAUAUGAUGGAAAAAUAUAAUUAUGUUAAUGUAGAUGGAAAGAAUAUUGGAGGCAAGGAUAUAAUUUCUUCUUAUAAAAAUAAAGAUACUUUUGAAGAAAAUGGUGUUGUUAUGGAUUAUGGAAAUGAUGAAGUAGAAAAGAAGGAUGAUACCAAUCUUAUGAAUAAUUUUAAAGAUGAGAAAAAAAUAAAUAAGUUGUCUAAUUCGUAUUAUUCUAUGUAUUUUGAUAGUAAGUUAGAUAGUACGAGGAAUCAUAAUUAUGAAGAGACAAUAAAUAAAAAUAAAAGUAAGGAUUUGUCACAAAUGAAAAUAACAGAUAUGUUUCCUGACUAUAAGAAUAAAAAGGAUAAUCAUAAUGAAAAGAUGUCGUUGAAUAUACUUGCUCAAAGUUAUCCUGUGGUAAAUAAGAGGAAAUAUAAAAGUAGUACGUCAUUAAAUAAUAAGCGUGGUAGAAAGGGAAAAAAUAAAAAUAAUAAUAAUGAUGAUAAUAAAAUUGGUGGUGAUAAUAAAAUUGAUGGUAAUAAAAUUGGUGGUAACAAUAAUAAUAAUGAUGAUAAUAAAAUUGGUGGUAAUAAUAAUAAUGAUGGUAAUAAAAUUGGUGGUAAUAAUAAAAUUGAUGGUAAUAAAAUUGGUGGUAAUAGUAAUAAUGAUGGUAAUAAAAUUGGUGGUAAUAAUAAUAAUGAUAAUAAUAAUAAUGAUGAGAAUAAUCAUGACAAUAUUAAUAAUGAUGACAAUAAUGAUGACAAUAAUGAUGACAAUAAUGAUGACAAUAAUGAUGACAAUAAUGAUGAGAAUAAUCAUGACAAUAUUAAUAAUGAUGAGAAUGAUUAUGUUGUAGGGAAAAACCUAAAACGAAGGAAAGGAAAUAAUACAAUGGACGAUAAAGAUAAAAGUAUUAAUAAUAAUGAUGAUAAUAAUAAAGAAAAUGAUAAAGGUAAUUACUUUAAAGAUAAUUAUCAUAGAGGAAAACUAAAUAUUUCUAGAGGAUCCACAGAAGGAGGAUAUAAAAGAAAAUCAUUUUUUUUAAAUGCCAUAAAUAAAAUUACUAAUUAUUUUCAUUAUAAUAUAAAAGAUAAAUCAACUUUGAAAAAUGAUGAAUCUGUAAAUGUAAAAUUAAAUGUAAGUCUAAAUGAACCGAUAGAACCUAAGGUCGACCAAUCAUUAAUAAAUAAUAAUAAUUGUAAUAAUGAUAAAAAUAUUUCUUAUAACUAUUGUUGUAUUAACAAAAGUAUAGGAAAUAAUAUAUGUAAUAAUAAAAUUAAUGUUGUGAAUAAUGUAAAAGAUGAGAAUGGUAAAAAGAAAGGCAAUAUGAAAUUUUUAAGUGAGAUAAAAAGUAUAAAUAAUAAUAAUUACAAAGAUAGUCAUAAAAAAAUAGGAAAAAAUAAUGAUGAAAGGAUUAAAGAUAAUAAAGUGAACGAAGAAAGGUACAAACAUGAUUAUCCAAAUGAUAAUAGAAAAAAAAAGUUUAAUGAUAAUGUAAAUGAAGAAGAAAAUGAUGAUGAUGUAAAUGAAGAAGAAAAUAUUGUUAUUGAAUUUUUUAUAUAUUUUAUGAAUUUGUUAAAAAUAUGUUUUGAGCAUCCAUUAUAUAAAGAUCAUUUAUUAUCAUUAAAUAUAAAAAUAAAUAAAAAAACUGUAUCAUUAUAUUAUCGAUGUAUGGAAGUAUUAUUGAAUUUUUUAUUUAACACAGACAAAAGGUUAUGUAGAAAAGCUGAAGAAACGUUGAAAAAUAUAAUACAUGUACAUGAAAAGGAUAAGGAUAUAAUAAUAAAACCACAAGAAAGUAUAAGAAUAUUAAAGCGUUAUGAUGAUAAUAUUUAUGGAUUGAUGAAACGAGGUAGUAGAAAUAUUAGAAAGGUUGAUUUCAGGAAAAGUGUACCAAUGUGUAAUCUUACAAGUAGGAAAUAUGAUAUGUGUGAUAAUAAUAGUAAGGAUGGAAAGAAUGAAAAAUAUGGACAUUAUGAUAACACAAGCGUUAAUCACAAAUUUAUUAACAUUAUUAAAAAGAAAAAUAAUAUAUCGAUAGAUAGAGGUGUCAUAAAGAAUUUUGAGAAAAAUCAUAUGAACAAAAGUGUGAUGAGUAUAUAUAAAGGAAAUAUGAAUUCCACGAAAUUAAAUAAAAAGGAUUUAAAAAUUUAUUUAAAAGGUUUGUUAUGUAAUUUAUCUUAUGUUUUAAAAAAUAAAUCACAUAUAUUAAAAUCAAAUUUUAUCAUUGGCUUAAGUAAAAUUUAUUGUUUAUUCCCAGAUCUAUUUUCUUCAUUUUUAAUUGAAGGAUUUAUUAAAUAUAUAAAAUUAUUUCAUGAACGUAUUGAUGACAAUCCUAUGUAUUAUAAGAAUGUGGAGCAUAUCUUAAUAAUAUUUAGUACCUUUUUUGUUAUUCCUAAAUUAUCAUAUGAUCAAUUUAAAGAAAUCAUUAAUUUGUUAUUAAAAUUAUAUGAAAAGGAUAAGAAAGGGUAUGUAAAUAAUGAGAACAUGGGAAUAAAUAAUUAUAAUAAUUAUAUAAAUAAAAUAUGUAAUGAUGAAAAGAAGAUAAAAGAGAAAGAUAAGUUUGUUUUACGUGAUUUCAUAACAUUUCAAAAAGGGACAGGUUUAGAAAAUUCUUUUCUUGAAAAAGGUUAUAGAUCAAAUUCAAAACAGUCGUUAAUUACAAGUUAUUUUGAUAUAGAUAGAAAAGUUAGUAGGAAUAUAAAAGAGGAAGAAAUUCAUAAGAAGAAUAAUAUAAAUAUAUAUAAGAAAGAAAAAGAUAUUUUAGAAAGUGUUGAUGAUAUAGGUUAUAAUAAUGAAAAAGAUAUAUAUGAAAAUAAUAUAAAUGGUUUCAUAAAAACGGCAGAAGAAGAAAAGGAUAUUCUCGAACGUUAUAUAUGUCUUAAUAAUAAUAGUUUAUGUGUAAGUAAUUUAUAUAUAUCAAGUUUAAGUUUGUUAUGUUGUAAAAAUUAUGAGCAUUGUUAUAAAUAUUUUCUUUAUCAUCGUAAUAAUGAAAGGAUUUUUUCUUUCUUUAUAUUAUUAUUAGAUAAUAAGAAAUUGAUGGAUCUAAGAAGAUAUGUAUGUAAGAAGUCUUAUUUAUUGAUUAAUAUUCUUUUAAGAUAUAUAUCAGACAUGGAUACACAUAACAUAUAUUGUUUUUAUAAUAUAUUUAGUAUAUCUAUAGUAGGUGGUGUGCAUGAUGAGGAUAUGAGAGAUAUUAUAGGUUAUGAUUACAAUAAAUUGAGAGAUUACAUCAUGUAUAAGAAAUAUUAUGAUAAUAAAAAUAAAAAAGAAGAAAAUAUAAAUCAAAAUGUAAAAAAAAAUAAAUAUGACGAAUAUAAUUAUUAUAUUAAUAAUUAUGAAAAAUGUGUUACCAUUAAUAAUGUUGGUAUUAGCCCCCUUCGUAAUAUCCCCUUUUUAAAUAACAUAUAUACUGUUAUAAAUAUUGUACACGUCUUGCUAAAACAUGAAUCUUCUUUUAUUUUUAUUAAUUUUUAUGAGGAGAGAAUUAAAAAGAAUAAAUUAUGUAUUAUUGAAAUAUUGUAUAUAUAUAUAAGUGUUAUGAUAAGUGAAUACAUGAACUUGAAAAAUAAAAAUUUUCUUUUUUUUGUAAAUGAUAAGAUAUGUAAAAAAUGUGUUAAGAUAUUUAUAAUAUUUUUUCAUUAUACUAGAGAUUUAAUUAUACACAUAAAGAAUAAAUUACAAAAUAACAAGGAUAAUAUAAAUAUAAUAAAAAAUGAGAAAAAAAGGAUGAAUACAUUUAUUUUUAAUUUAAAAAAUGAGAAGGAAGAUCUUUUUGAUGAGUAUAAAAAAAAUAAAUUUCUUCUUGAUAAUAUGGAAUAUAAUAAGAAUUUAUUUUAUUUUAGAACGAAUAUAUUUAUUAUAUUAAAUUUUAUAUUAUGUGUACCAAAAAAAAAUAUUGAUUAUACAUAUAUAGAGCGAUUUUUUAAAAAGCAUGCUGUCAAAAGUUUACUUUAUCGAGAAAAGAGAUAUAUCUUUUUUAAAAUUAUAGAUAUAUUACGUAUGUUUAAUUUUUCAAUAUUUCAUAAAUUUUAUGAAACAACAGUGUCAUUUUUAAUAAUACCUAUAUUAAAGGAAUAUGUUAAAUCAAACAAAGGGUUAGAAUAUAUGAACCGGAGUCAAAAUAUAUGUGAUAUAAAUAAAUAUUCUGUGGAUCGAAUGGAUAAUAUAUCUUUUGAUGACAAAUCAUUAUUUGGACAUAUUAAUACGAUUGAUAAGAUGAACAAUAGUAAUGUUUUGAUGUUCUUGAGUACGAAACUUUUUUCACAUGCGACAAUAAAUUGUAGUGGAAAUAUGUAUAUGGAAAGACGUACGAGUUAUAAGAGUGAUGUGUCGAGUCCCACAAAUGAAUAUCAUAAUAUGGGAAAUGCUAGUACUAUAUUCGGUAUACAUGAUAUAUCUAGUAAUAAUAAUAAAAAUAAUAUUGAUAAUAAUAUUCCUAAUAAAAACUUUGUAAAAACAUACCAAACUAAUGACUCCUUUAAUUAUAAAGAUUUAGACUACAGACGAGGUGUUAAUAAUGAUAAGAAAAAUAUAUAUACACAUAACAAUAAAAAAAUAUAUGGACCCAUAAGAAAUUUGUUAAAUUGUAGUUUUAUACACAACUUGAAUGAUUUAAGUAGUGGUUUUAAUAAUAAUGUAAAAUGUUCUUAUUGUUUAUUUUAUUUAUAUUAUCAUAAUGAGGAAAAUCAUUUUAAGACAUAUCCUUUAUAUAAUAAUAAUUAUAAUACUUUAUUUUUAUAUAUAGAAGAAAUAAAUUAUGUGUUGAAAUGUAUAAUAGAUUAUAUACCUAAUUAUAAUGAUAUAGUUAUAAUGAAAAAAUUAAUUAUUUGUAAAAUAUUUAUUGAUAUAAUAAAAAAGUUUAAACGUCAAAAGUAUAGAGAUUUAUUUUUUGGAUAUAUUGAAAGAGAAAAUAAUAAAUAUAUUUUUUAUCCUGUUAGAGAUAUUAAACAAUUAUGUAUAAAUAAUAUAAUAGAAAUAUAUAAACAUUAUAUUCAUAAAUAUAAUAGUAAUAUUUUGUUGAGUCUAUUUUAUUAUUUAUUAUUAUGUUCAGAAAAUAAGCAGUGUAUAAAAUUUACUCGACACAAUAUAGAAGAAUUAUUUAAAAUGAUAAUAAAUAAAAAUAAAAAAAAAUAUAUAUUAAAUAAUAAUAAUAAUAAUAAUAAUAAUAAUAAUAAUAUAUUUAGUAUAAAUAACAUGUUGAGAAAAAGAAAUAUGUGGAUGUACUUUUUUAGAAAAUAUUAUAUGAGUUAUAUAUACUAUGGGGAUUAUAUAAUAAAGGAUACAAUAUAUAACGCUACUAAUUAUAAUGAAGAUAUUUAUAAUUAUCCACAACUUCAUAAUAUUAAAGAUAGGGUAAUUUCCCAUGUAGAUAUAUUAAAAGAUUGUAAAAAUAUAUUUAUUAAUUAUAUUAAGAAAGAAAAAAAUAUAGAUAAAAAAAUAGACAUGAUAAAAAUAAUAUAUAAAUAUAAAUUUGACUUUUUUAAUUUUUAUCCUUAUAUAGUAAAUAUUAUACUUGAUGUUUUAAAGAGUAAAAAUUUUGUUAUAUCAUCAGAAAAAAUAAAUAAGUACAGUACAAAUAAAAGAAUCAACUUUUUUAUGAAAUCAUUGAAUAUAAUUAUUGACUUUAUAAGAUUUAAUAUGUUGAUUAAUUGUGUCAAUUAUUUAUUCUUAAUUAAUGAAGAUAAAAUACUUUUAAAAAAAAAUUCAUUAUUUGGUGAUGGGAAUCAAGAAGAAAUAUUUAUAAGGGAUAUAACAACAGAGGGUCUUGAAGGCAACAUAAUAUAUAAUAAAUUGAGUGAUGAAAAAAAAAAAAGAACAAGGGAUGGAAUUGGUUAUGUUGGCUUAUAUAAUGAUAUAAAUGGUUAUGUGUAUAAUAAUUUAUAUAAUGAAGGACAUGAUAAGGGUGAUAACAAUAAUGAUAACAAUAAUGAUAACGAUAAAAAUCAUGUACAUAAUAAGAAUUGUACCACACAGUGUUAUGACAAAAAGCUCAAUAUGUUGGUAGACUUAAAAAACAAAAUAUAUAACUAUUUUAUGAUAAACAAAAAGAAUAAUAAUAUACAUUUAGAUCGCUUUAUAAUACCUAUUUUUAAUAUAUUAAAAAAGUAUGAUAAUAUUAAGGUGGAUUACGAUUUGUUAAGUAUUUUAUUUAAUUUUAUUAUAUGUAGUAUAAUAAAAAAUUCGAUUGAAUUUUCGAGAUAUGGUGUUACGAAUAAAUGUAUUUCUAUCCUUGUAAGUAUAUUAAAAGUUAAGGUAAAUAUAAACAUUAAAUAUAUGAAUAUUUAUGGUGUGUUAGCGUGUAUAUUAUUCCCUUCUGAAUUUAUAAAACAUAAAACAAAAUGGAAAAGGUGCAAGGAUAAAAAGAAUAAAUAUUGUGAUAAACAAAAUAAGAAUAUUUUAAAAAAUAAUUAUGGUUUAAAUGAAGAUAUAAAUAAUGAAAAAGAAAUAAAUAAAAUAGUUUAUAAAAAUAUUAGUAAUGUGAAUAAGAAAAAUCAUAUAUAUGAUUUGCAUAACGCAUCAUUGAAACAAUCGAAUGUGAGAAAUAAAAAUCUUUAUAGAAAUUGUAACAUCUAUAAUAAUUCUAUGUUUAUGUUGAAUGAUUAUUUUAAUACAUCAUGUGUUAAUAAUAUAAAUAUUUAUAAUUGGAAUGUAAUAAAAUGUAUACAUAAAAUAUUAUACGUAUUAAUAUUAUAUGAGAAUAAAGAAAAUAUUUGUAAAAAUUUACAUAUGAUAACUUGUAUAUUUUUUUUAUUAAUAAAUAAUAAAGUUAAUAAUAAAAAGGAAAAAAUGGGUCUGUUCAAAUUAUUAAAUCAUAUGAUACUAACACAUAAUUUGUAUGUGUCUGGUGUGGAUAAUUUAUUUAGUAAUAUAAAAAGAAAAAAUAAUAUAAAUCAAGAUAUAAAUAAUAAUAUUCCUAUUUUCUCUUAUAUAUAUGAUGAAAACAAUGAAAAUGUAGAUGUUAAUAAGAAAAUAUUAGAUUUACAUAAUAUGUUAAUUCUUUUAUGUAUCAAAGGAAUGAAAGAAUAUAAUAAAAAAGAUGGAAAAAAAAAAAAAAAAAAUAAAAUAUACUAUAAUGAUAAAAUAAUGUUUGUUAUAAAUUUAGAAACAAGUGUAUCUAUAUUUGAAGUCUUACUUAAUCUGUGUAAGGAAAGGGAAUGUGUUUAUAAAGAUAUAGUAAAGCAUAUUUUAUUAAAAUAUAUUAAGAGGUUAGAUAGGGUAGCAAAAUAUUAUUUAUCACACUGGAUGAUAACAAAAAGAUAUAAAAAUAAUAAUGUUAAUAAUAAUGUUGAUAAUAUUAAUUAUUGUGUUUACGUUCUUAUGAAAUUAAUAUUUUUAAUCAACGCAAAUUUAUAUCUUCUUAGUAAAAAACAUAUAUUUCAUUUUUUUAAUAUUCUACAAAAUAUUAUACAGACAAAAAGAAUUAAAAAAAAAAAAUAUCAUAAUUUUUAUUUGUUCAUAUUAAAUAUAUUCGAAUGUCACAUUGUGAAAGAUACACAUAUGAAUAUGGUAAAUCAUCAUUAUAAAGACAUUUUAUGUAAUGAUGAGAAGUCAUAUAAUUCUUUCUCUUUAUAUAAUGAGACCAGUAGUAAGCAAGCCAUGAAAAAUCGUAAAAAAGCAAUCGAUUUAUUUAAUAAAAUAAAAGCAAAUGGUCCUAUUUAUGAAAAUUAUAUUAAAUAUAUAAAUAGACGUUAUAAUGACAAGAAGUUUUAUAUAAUAGAUAGGUAUAAUUAUAAGCCCUAUCGAAAUUAUGUGUUUUCUAUAGACAGAUUAAUAUAUAAAAGAAAACGAAGAACACUCCUGAACUUAUUCAAUGGAGAAAUAAAAAGGAAUUCUUAUUUAGGAGAAUAUAUAAACAAAGAUAUAAUGAUUAAACCAUCUGGUAAUUAUAAUAUAUUUAAUAUAAAUACGUUAUAUAAAGAGAAUGAGAAACUAGAUCACAAUAUAGAUAUUUAUAAUGGUAGGCCAAAGAAAGAUACUAUUACUAGUCUAGAUACGGAUGAUACUUUGAGAAAAGGUCUGCAUAAAAGAAAUAAAAGUGAUGAAGAUAUAAAUGAUAAAAAGAUCUCAGGGGACAACAACAAAAAAAAAGAGUAUCUAGAAAUGCAAGCGAAAUUUUAUGAUCAUAAUGUGAAGAAGCUGUUGAAGAGGAAAAAGAACUACAAAAAAUACGACAUGUACAAAAAAUACAACAAAUACAACAAAUACAACAUGUAUAACAAAUACAACAUGAACAAUAAUUUGCAUGAUGUGAAUCAUAAUGAUAUCAUAAACCAAGAGAAUAAUCAUUCUUUAACAUGCGAAUCAUCUUGUUUCUUCAUAAGAAAUCAACCUUUUAAUAAACAUUCUUUGAAUAAAAUCAAAUUUAAUAAAAAUGAAACACUAGAAAAAGAGAGUAAAAUAAAACGAAUUAAAACGUAUAUGAACACAUUUGAAUUUUUAUAUGAAAAGAAUGUUAUGGAAUCUUGCUUAUAUGAAGAUAUAUUUUUUCUUAGAAAUGAAGAACAAAGAAAAUUAAAAGGGUAUAGAUAUCCAUAUUUGUGUCCAUAUACAUGUAAUAUUAAAAAUAUAUGUCUAACAUGUGAAGAAAAAGCCGAAAUAAUAAAAGGUUUAAUUAUAUAUGAUUAUAUUAAUGAUUAUUCUUGUUAUAUAAAAUAUUAUGAUAUUUUAUUAAGUUUUAUUAAAGAAGAAAGGAAAAGGCCCCUCAAAAAAAUAAAUAACAUAGAAAAUGUAAUAAAUAGAACGAUAUAUAUUUUAUUACCAAACAUUUUAAGAGGAACCUUUUCAUCUUUUCCAAGUAUUCAAUAUACUUGUUCAAAACUAUUUAAGAAACAUUUUUUAUGUAAUAAUUUAUUUGGAUGUAUAUAUUUCUUAUUUAAUAAUGAAUAUUAUAAAUAUAUUAUUGAUAAGUAUUUUAUAUCUUUAUGGAUAAAUGUUUUAUUUUCCUUUUUUAAAAAAAAUAUUGAUGUGUAUGUAUCAUCAGAAAAUAAGACACAGGGAUUAAUUCCGUAUAUGUGCUAUAAUAAAAAUAAAAGGAAUGAAAAAAGUAAAGGUCCUAAUAAACCUCCACAACGAUAUGAACUUAACUUUUAUGUAAAGACCCUUUAUGAAUAUCCCAAACUUGUAGAAAGAAAAAAAAUACUUCCUUAUAAUGAUAAAAUGAAAAAAUACAAUUUUAAAUUUUUUGUUUGGAAAAUGAAAUUAAAAAAAUAUUGUAUGGAACAGAAAUUAUUUAUCCAUAAAUGUAAGGAAAAAAUAGGGAAAGCUAAAUAUAUGUUUAGAUCCUUCUUAAGCAUAAUACAUUUAUUUAAAGAAUAUUGUAGACAUGUGUGGAUAGAAUUAUUCCCUCAACUUUUUUACUUUUUAAAUAAGGAGGAAAAAAAAAUAUUGAAUAUGUGUUUAAUACGUUUUCUGAAUAAUUAUAUACAAAUAUAUGAUUCUUUUAAAUUAAAAAAAAAAAAUACAAUGAAUCGAGAGUAUAAUCCUUUGGAAGAGAAUCAUAUGAAAAGUAAUUUAAAUAAUUCAUAUGUAAAUAAUGAAAAUAUUAAUGUAUUAGAAACAGUUCUUAGUAGUGUGCUAAAAAUUAAUAAGUUCAUAUUUAUACCUUAUGAAAUCCUUUUUUAUUGUUCGAAAAAUUUCGGGACGUAUGAAAUUUGUAGAUAUAUAUUACAAGCGUGUUUAUACAAUAAUUUAAAAAAAGAAAAAGCUAUGAUGAAUAAGGAUAAGAAAUUUAUAGAGCCAAGUAAUAAUGAUGGUAACAAUAAACGGAAAAGUAAGAACGGAUAUGAAGAAAAGCAUGAUGAGAUAAUUAUAAAUUAUGGAAAUAAUGUUAAAGAACUUGUUAAUUAUCUUAUGGAUAUUAAUUAUUACUUGAAUUCAUAUGAUAAUAUGUAUGUGUUGAAAAAAUAUUAUAUUAAAAAGGUACAAGUAGAAAAAUUAAUAUUAAAUAACCAUUUUGAUUUUUAUUCUAAAACGGAAGAUUUAUAUUUGAGUAAUUUUCUUAAUUCACAAAAUAUGAAAUUAAGUAGAGAAGAAAUAAAUAUAUGUAAAGAGAGUUGGAUAGACAGUUUAAAAUAUUUUAAUAAGACAUCUUGUAUAGAAAGUUAUAUGAAUAUUAAUAAUAUUAAUAAUAAAAAUGAAAAUGUGAAUAAUUGUAUUAUGCUUAAAAAUUAUUUUAAUAAUAGUAAUUAUUCACAAAAUAAAAGUGAUGAUUUAUUUUUUUCUAAUUGUAGUUAUAAAUAUGCAAGAAGUAAUUACUUGAAUAAUUUAGACGAUAUAUAUAAUUUAAUAAAUGAUCAUAUAUAUUUAGAUCAUCAUAAUGUGAUGAAUAUGGUUUUUUCUGGUGAGAAAGAUAUAUUAGGAAAGCAACACAAAUAUAUAAAUAAUAAUAAUAAUAAUAAUAAUAAUUUUUGUAGUAGUAAUUUCUGUAGUGAUGAUCUUCAUUAUAAUAACUGUAUAAAUUCCAAAAAUAAAAAUGAAAAGAUACAAAAAUCUAUUCAUGAUUAUUUUAAAUGCACAAACAAUACAAAUAAUAUAUAUAAUUCAUAUAAAAUAGAUGAGAAAAAAAACUUCUUCCAUAAUAAUUAUAAUUAUAAUUAUACAUAUACCAAUUCGCAUAAUACAUAUAAAAUAGAUGAUCCAUUUUGUUUAAACAAAAUUAACGACUACCACGAAAAAACUUCUCGGGAGAAAUGUAAUUCAAGUUCUGUAAUAAUAAAUAAUAUAAUAAACAAAUUGUACGAAAAAAAUUGUAACCUUGUAGAUUAUAUGUAUGAUAUAGAACAUAACACCAUGGCAUCAAAAUAUGUUAAGGACAAAAUAUUUUUAGAUAACAAUCAAAAGUAUUCUUUACACAUGAAUAAUACAAAUAAGAACACAUUUUUAAAUAAUAAUUUUAAGUUUAAUAUUGAAAAAAAACAUAUAAAUAAAAUGAACGAAAUGAUAAAUAAUGGUAUGCGUAACUUAGUUAAUAAUGUAAAAGAUUUAUUACAUUAUAAUAAAUAUGAAUCGUUGAAUCUGUUAUUUUUACACUCACAAAUAUUUGAACAUGCUCAUAGAAGUAUAGAGUUAAUUAAGGAAGAUGUUAUUGAAGAAAGGAAUGUCAGGAAAAAAGAGAAAGAAAGAAAAUUGUUAAGUUUAUUAGAUAAUCUAUGUAAUAUAUGUAAAAAGCAGCAAGAUGCUUUUUUUUAUGAUAACGAUAUAUAUAAUUUAAACUAUGUAGAAAUGUGGAAAAAUACAUUUUUAAAAAUAUGUAAAAUUAUAUUAAAUCGUGAAACAGAAAAAAAUAAAACAUUUAAUAAUUGGAUUAAUAGUAAUUAUAAUGAUCAGUAUGAUAAUUAUAAUAAUGCUGUGCAUUUUUAUAAUCAAAAUUUUUAUCAUCAACACAUAUGUAAUAAUACAUAUGUGAAUACAUGUGAUCAUUUGGUUCCUCAUGAAUAUUUACAAAAUGACAAGUCACAUAUCGUAGUAAAUUUAAUAAAAAACAUGAGAGAGAAGAACCAAUUUACCUACAAUUAUUUUGAUAAAAUAUAUGAAGGCUUUCUAAAUUAUAAUAACAAAAAGAUGUCUAUCAAAAAUAAUUAUAUAUAUAACAUUGAAAUAAUAAAAAUGAAUUUAAGAAAAUUAAUAAAUGGAAACAAUUAUGCAGACGUAAUAUUAAACAGUGGCCAAUUUAAUAAUGUAAAUUAUAAUAUUGCUGAAAAAUUAUUAGAUAAAUAUAGUACCAUAUGUGAUGAAGCCGAAUUAUUACAUGAUAAAAAAAGUAACAACAAAAAAGAAAAAAAGGUUAAAAUGUGUCAGGAAAAUAACUAUUUGUAUAUUAUAAAUAUGGAACGUGAAUAUUUUAAUAUAUGUAUUAACCUAAAAAAAUUAAAAAAAAAUAAAUUUCUACAUAAAGUUAUAAAAAAAAUCAAGUGUUAUAUAAAUUCAUUAAAUAUUAUUAACAAUUUUAAUUUUGAUACUUUACCCAUGGUUGGUUAUGAGAAAUUCAGAAGUGAAUUCUUUUAUAUGAAAGGAAAAAUAUUAUGUAAUCUGAAUCACAUUAUUAUAUUUUUAUAUAAAAGUAAUUUUAUAGAAAUGAAUCCUAAAAACAAUGGUUAUGUAUGUACAGGUCAAUGUAUUCAUAAGGAUGUUAUAUUUCAUAAAAGUGAUUAUUUAAAUAUAAAAACACAUGUAUUUACAAACGAAAAUAUUAAUUCUGAUGUGUAUUUACUCAAAACGAAUUCUUGUAAUGUUCAAAAAUAUGAACCCCCCAAAAAUGAUGCCAUAGAUAAUAUUAAAAUUGAAGUGUGUCAUAAUAAUAUAAGACCAAAAGAAAAAAAAGACAAACUUCAUAAUAUUGAUAUAAUUAUAGACGAACAAAAUAAUGAUACUAAUGUUAAGAAAAAAAGAAGAUAUAAUAAGAAGAUGUCUAUCAACAAAGAAAAGGAAGACCAAAAGUAUGUACAAGAAAUCAAAAAUGUGCAGGAUAACAUUGAGAUAACGAAUAUAGAUUGUACAGGUAAAGAAAAUAAUAUGGAAGAAAAAAAUAAUAUUUGUAAUAAUCCUUUAAAUAACAAUAAUAUAGGUACACCUAAUGUUGAUAAUAAUAAAUGUUGUUACAUUAUUGAUCCUGAUAACUGUAAAAGUAGCGAAAAAAAGAAUGUUAAGAAAGAAAGGAAAAAAAAAAUAGAAAUGAAAUUAUUACAUUCUGAUUAUUCAUGUAAAUGUAAUAUGAAACAGAUCAAACAUUUUGAUAGUGAUUUGAUUGAAGAAUGUUUACUUUCGUCUUUAAAAAUUUAUCCUUUAGAAAAUAAUUCAUGGAUAAUUUGGGGAGAUUAUUGUAACAAAUUAUUUAAAGAAAGUGAAAAUAUAUCAUUUUGCUUAAGUUCUAUAAUUUGUUAUUUAAUUUAUUCAAGUUUAAAUAUAAACAAAGGUUAUUAUUAUAUAAGUAACGUAUUGCAUAUGUUAAAUUAUGGUACAAAAGAUAAUAGUAUAUUUCAAGUUUUUAAUAAAUAUAAUGAAAGCAUAUGUCCAAAUAUAUGGCUCUUUUAUUAUCCUUUUCUAAUGAACAAUAUUAACGUAAAUAAAAAGAACUAUUUAUAUUUCCAUAAAAUUUUUUAUAUAUUAAUGCGAAAUUUUCCACAAGAUAUUUUUUACGAUUUACGAACAAUACAUAUUUAUAGGAAAAAAAAAUUAUAUCAAUUAAAUGAAAUAAAAAAUAAAAGAAAUAAUAAUGGGGAAAUAUCUCUUUGUGAUGGUUCUAAUGAUAUUUUAAAAAUAAAAAAUGGACUUCAAAUUAAUAACGAAGAACAUAAUAAUAAUAAUAUAUUACACAUGAAUAAUAAAAAUUCUGAACAUGUUCAGAAUAUUUCUGACAUGUACAAUUUGGAAAAUGGCUAUAAAGAAGAAAUGGCUAGUAGUGUAAAAAUGAAUUUGAAGAAAGGAAAAGAUAAAGACAACGAUUUAUUAAGACUUGAUAAUAUAAAUAAUGAUAAUAUAAAUAAUGAUAAUAUAAAUAAUGAUAAUAUAAAUAAUAAUUAUAGUAAUAAUAAUAAUAAUAAUAAUAAUAAUAUAAAUAACAACAUAAGUAAUAAGAAUAAUAUUUAUUGUUACAAAAAUGAUGAAGAUAAUAAUGCUUGUGCUUCUUAUCAAACUAGCAAUGGUAUAAAAAAUAAUAAAUAUACGUAUCAAUUUUCGGAUAUAUAUAUGGAUGGAUUUGAUCAAUUAAUAAAUGUGUUUAAAAAUAAAUAUUCUGAAAUUUUCUUAUCAUUAGAUUACUUGUGUAAUGAAAUAUUAAAUUAUAACAAAUUUCAAGCUUUUGAAGAAACGUACCAUUUUAUAAAUAAGCUGUUUCAUAAUUGUAUGGACAUUGGGAACUCCGAAAUACAUAUAAACGAAAUUAUGCAGAAUGUAACUAACAAUAUUUUGUAUAAAAGAUAUAAGAAAAAAUUGAAAAAGAAUAAAAAUAUGUAUAAUAAUAGGAAAUAUAAAAAUGUUGUUAAAAAUAUGAAUAAGUUUUGGAAGGAAUUUAAAAAGGAUAUAAAAUUUUUAAAAAAAACUGGAUGUAUUGAAAAAUUAAACACAACAAAGAUGAGAAAAAAGAAAAAUUAUAUAAAAAAUAAAGAUAUUAAUAAUUUUAGUGUUAUAAAUGAAUAUUCAAAAAAUAUGUUAUCAAGGGAUGAUAAUUCCCGUUAUAUGUUAUCAUAUUUUAUAGCCUUUUUAAAAAAAUGGAAAUAUAUGUUGUCUAUAUAUUUAUCACAAUUAACUGAAACACAAGCUUUAGAAGAUUGUUCUUAUACGUUAUGUGAUGCAUUGCACAAAUUUGAUAUUCCUAUUGAAUUACCAAAACAGAGGUUGAAAUAUAUUGGAGAAUAUUUAAAUUAUCAUUAUAAUUUAAAUACAUUUUGUCCUUCCAAAAUUAUUAAGGUUAAUUCUUCCGUAACGUAUAAUGUGUCAAACAAUUAUAUUUUAAGAAAAGUUAGUUUUUUAACAAACGAUGGAAAUAUUUAUUAUUAUACACAACAACCGCGUAAUUAUGUAAGGAAUAAAUCUGAGCAUAAAUUUAUGUUAUUCCAAGUGUUGUUAAAUAAUAUAAUGUUCAAUUUUUCACAAACCAAAAAAAGGGGCUUAUCCUUUAAAAUAAAUUUUAAUACGCAAAUACAUCCAAGUAUUAUAUUAAAGGAACAACCAAAGGAUGAUAUCACCCUACAUGAAAUAUACAAUGAAUAUAAUUCAGUUCUUAGAAGUGACAAAUAUUCUAUGGAUAAUAUAAUGUUGUAUCACCGAAAUUUGGUUCAAAGUUCUCUUCACAGAUUAUUAUUAAAAGAAAUAGAAAUUAAGUUAAAAUGUGACAAAAAGUAUAUGAAUAUGUCUAUUGAUGAUGGUGUGCAAGAAAAAAAUCAUAUUACACGUUUUACAAAAAUGGAUGGUCAAGAUAUAAAUAAAAAAAAUAACCACAUCAACAACGACAACAACAACAACGACGACGACAACAACAACAACAACAACAACGACGACAACAACGACGACGACAACAACAACAACAACGACAACAACAACAACGACAACAACGACAACAACGACAACAACAGCAAUAGUAAUAAUAAUAAUGAUAGUAAGGACGAAUGUAAUAGGUUGUUAAAAAUGUUCUCUUACCAAAAUGAUUUAGUGUGUGAGACAAACAACUCAAAUCGUGAAAAUGUUAAUAUUAAUAUUCCUUCAAAUAAUAAAAUAGAUUUAUCAAAUUUUGAAUAUUAUUGUUCUUUAACAUAUGAAGAAUUAAUAAAAUAUUUUUGCAAUGAAGAAUGGUUUUAUAAAAUUUUAAAAAAAUGUGAGAAAAAAAGUGUAAGAAAAAGUUUUAAGACAAUUUGUAAAAUGAUACCAAAUAAUAUCUUGAAAAAUUACUUUUUUUCUAUACAUAAUAAUAAUAUACAAAAUUAUAGCAUUUUCCAUGAUCAAUUUGUCAAAAAUUAUUCUAUAUUGUGUAUGUUAAAUUAUGUAUUUUUUCAACUUAAUACUAAUUUAGAUAAUAUAGUUAUUUCCAAAUGUUCAGGCAGAUCAGCGUAUUCUGAAGGAAGACCAUUAUAUAAAGAUUUUACGAUGAAAAAAGAUAUAAAUAGGAAAAAAUUAGCAUUCAGAUUAACAAGAAAUAUAAAAGAAUUUAUUGGAUUUCAAGGAUUACAUGGAAAUUUUCCUUUAUGUUUUUAUUCGUCCAUUAUGGCUAUUAAAAAGAAAAAAAUGGAAAUAAAAAACUUUUUGAAUCUAGCUAUUUUGGAUGAUUUUUUUACCUUACAUGUUCAGAAAAAAAAUAGAAAUUUAAUGGAAAAAAAUAAAGGUAGAAUAAAAUAUGAAUAUAUAAAAGAAAAUGAUAAUGAAAUAAGUAAAAAAACAUUAAUAAAUGAAUACAUAAAGUGUUUACGUAUUGACGAUAUAGAAAAACGAAAUAUAUUAAAGAAUGCUGAAAAUUAUGUUAGUACAAUAUUUGGUCGUGUGCAGUUUUUGUAUAAAAAUAAAUUAGAAAGAAGGAAAAUUGACAAUACAUUGAAAUCAAAUGAGAAAUCAAAUAUAAAUGUGUAUGAAUAUUUUUCGGAUUUACAGGAUAUAACAUCCUUAUCAGAAUUAUCAUCUGACAAUAAUAAUGAAUAUAUAAAUUAUGAUGAAGUUGAUAAGAAGAGAGCUCAAAACGUUGGAACACGUGAAUAUAAAAGGAAGAAAAAAGAAAAUGUUGUUCAACAAAAAACGGUAAAAGAAGAAAGAUCAGUAAAUGUAAAUAUGGAAAAUGUACAAGAUAUUAUGCAUAUAGAUAUGGAUGAAGAAAAUAGUAAAACAAAGGAAUGUACAAAUAAUAUUACAAAUGGCGAUAUAGUAAUUAAUUCUCAGAAUGAUAAUAAUAAUAAUAAUAAUAAUGAUAGAAUUAACCAAUUGAUUGAUAUGACAAAUAUAGAAGGGGUAAAAGAAAUAAAGAAGGGAGAAAACCAUUCUUGUAAUAAUAAAGGGAAAAGGAAGUAUAAAAAAAAUACAACUAAUGCAUAUAAUAAUGACGAACUUAAGAAUGUUCAUCAGUUAUUAGAACAGAGGACAUUUGAAAAUAUUAGGAAUCAAAAAAACAAUAUACAAGACUGUACUGAACAUGAAAUAGAUGAAGAAGGAAUUAAAAAAGACGAAAACAGCCAUAAUAAUUACAAGCAUGUAAAAAAUUAUGAUAAUAAUAAAUAUAAUGAUGAAGAAAAAAAUAUGAAAUAUAAGAAGAUAAAAAAUAUAUCUGUAUCUGAUAUAAAUAAAUCUGUAGUUGAUCUUAUGGAAAUGUCUAUGGAUGAAAAGAAUUUAAAAAAUGCAAAAAGAACAUGGUUUCCAUGGUUUUAA